Molecule: messenger RNA, 5009 nt
Organism: Hypoxylon fragiforme
Lineage: Eukaryota; Fungi; Ascomycota; Sordariomycetes; Xylariales; Hypoxylaceae
Product: glycosyltransferase family 24 protein
Exons: 4
Coding region: 339-4835 (1498 amino acids)
Cellular component (GO): endoplasmic reticulum
Molecular function (GO): UDP-glucose:glycoprotein glucosyltransferase activity
Source: RefSeq, a predicted model, not a curated record
ACAAUACAGUUGCUUCAUCGACGUACUAUACUACCUAGGUAUACCUAAAAUAAUUAUAUAUUACCAGUGACAUACAUCAUUUAUAACUUGUUCCAGACCUACGAAAAAGCCACUUUGCGCCUUUCAAUAACAGACUUAUUUAUGAUGACGACCGAAUAAGAAUUCUUACUUUCAGCCAGUCUACAACAUACAGCAUAUGUGUUGUUCAUAAUCUCUUUAGCUCAGCUCUGCCGCCUGCCUGAGCUUGCGACAGAGCUAUUAUACUUCUUGCCCCUCCACUUACACGCCUCACCUACAGUGUCCAGUAGUAUUUAGUAGGUCCCUAACUACAAGAUAUCAUGAUACGACUUCUCCAAUUGCCAUGUGGCCUUACUGCCACUCUUUUGGCCACUCUCUGCUUGCAUUCUGGCCAUGUCGUAGCCGGGCCAUCUAUCAAUGUUGCUAUGCAGGCUGCCUUUCCUGCUCCUCCAUAUCUUGUCGAGCUUCUAGAGACUGCCGCGGGGGAGAACACAACAUCGUAUUUCCCCUUACUCGACCGAAUCGCCGAUGGAACCUUCGCAAAUGCAAAAACGGAUAAGGACCUAUACGAAAAGUUUCUUGACAUCCUUCAACAAGAUGGUCAUUUUCAAAGUCCCGAGGCCUUGUCCACCUUUCGACUCGCUCUCUCCAUGAGAUCAGCAGCUCCCAGGAUAGAAGCGCAUUACCAAUACUAUGACACGGCCGUUGUGCCGUCACUAGAACAAGCUAGAAAUGACUGCGAUGAAUGGGUGCUCCUGGGUGGGAAACAGUAUUGUUCGGCCUCGCUUGCGAACUCUGAAGGUCAAGUCUCAGGAGACACACAAAUACGCUCACUCCCGUUCGACCGAGCCUUGGGCGCUGGGGCUGAGGCCAUUUUGUACGCCGAUAUCACUAGGCCUGAGUUUGGCCCUUUUCACAAAUCAUUAGCUCAGAUGGCCCGAAAAGGAGAAGUUUCUUACCGCCUACGAUACCGUAUUGACCAAGCCAAGGAACGAGAGCCGCUGCCGGUUAGUGGAUAUGGGGUGGAGCUUCAGUUGAAACGAACAGACUACAUCGUUAUUGACGACCGCGAUGCUGAGAAGUCUGAGACAAGUUCGGCUAUCGAAUCUGUGCCUACCGAAGUGGUGCUCGAUGGGGAGCAGGAAGUCACAGAUCUCAAACCCCUAUCGAGCUCCGAACUAUCAUCGUUAGGGCUUAAGGCUGGGUCGUUCAUCAUGCAAAGCGAUGACCCCUUUCAAACCCUAAUCAAGCUAACUCAAGACUUUCCCAAAUUCUCUGCGUCAAUUGCAGCUCAUAAUGCUUCAAGCGCGUUCGUUACAGAACACCGAAAAAAUCGAGCUUUGAGUGUUCCUGCCGGGAUGAACGUCCUUUGGAUGAAUGGCGUUCAGCUGAUCGAGCGACAAAUAGAUCCAUUUACUCUCGUUGAUGGCAUCCGCAGAGAACGAAAGCUCAUCGAGGGCGUCACAGAAUUAGGUUUGACUGGGGAAGAAGCCGUGUCUUUACUUGGCCACCGUGAAGUGACAAUCGCCAAGUCUGACGACGAGCCUAGUAGAUUUGAUUGGCGAGACGAAAUUGAAGAGGGUCGUGUUAUUGUCUGGUUGAACAAUAUUGAAAAAGACAAGCGAUAUGCUGAAUACCCUACAAGUCUCAUGGCUCUUAUGCAAAGGACAUACCCUGGGCAGAUCCCACCAAUUCGAAAAGAUAUUUUCAAUCUGGUCCUUCCGAUUGACUUCACUAAAUCUGAAGAUCUGACUCUGGUCGUUCAGCAGCUCCAAAUGUUCAUUAAGAGGUUGUUACCUGUCCGCUUUGGAUUGGUUCCAUUAACACCAACCAAGGAGGCUGAGGAACGAGCAAAAAUAGUAUACUACGUGCUUGAGAACUAUGGUCUGGCUACUCUUAUGUCUUAUCUAGAAGCUUGCAGCAUAGGGACAGCCACUGAGCAAUCGAUUUUUGAGAAGGCCAUCAAAAAUCGAACUCCGAAAGAUGAGGACAGCAGGGCUCUUCCGUUUAAUGAAGUUAUCGAGUCUGAAGCCUAUAUGAAACAAGUCGAACUUGCAAAGCAUUGGGUAGAACGGCUCAACGCUGAUACCGAAAUACCUCCGAUGUUUCUUAAUGGACUCGCUAUACCGCGAGAAGAUAACUGGCUUCAGACAAUGAGCAUGAAGAUGAGCAACGAUUUACAGAUGGUCCAGCAAGGCAUUUUCAUGGGCAAAGUCAGCGACGAUGUGUGGAUACCCGGACUCUUCAUAGAAGGUGCCCCGACUCGGCGUAACCCCUACAUCUUCCCAGAGAGUAAUAAUGCCCUUGUCGUCUUAGACGUCAAUAAGUUGUACUCGGAACAUAGCGACCUAUUUAACAAAAUCCCGGUCAUCGAAGCCAACCAAGAUACGAGCAAAGAAUCUUGGGCAACCCUUACUAUCGUGGCUGAUUUGACCUCUGAGCAAGGUCUGCAUCUUGUAUCUUCUGCUUUGGCCUUCCGACGCAACAACCCGGGAAUACGCAUUGACAUUGUCAACAACCCACCACCAUCUAGCAAUGUACAAGAUAUUGCCGAAUUGCUCACUACCCAGCUCUUGGAACUCGCGAACCUCAACGAGCUAGAAUUCCUCGAGCAAGAUCCGCGUGAUGCAAAGGAGGGCGGAUAUAACGCCGCCUUGUCUCGAUUCCUAUCAGCCACUGGGUUUGCGCCAGGUGCCCAGCUUCUCAUCAUCAACGGUCGUGUUGUCGGUCCAUUUAUUGCCAAGUCGACGUUCAAAGAAACGGACUUCGAGCUCCUCCUCGAAUUUGAACAGGCUACUCGUAUUAAUCCUGUAUAUAAUGCGAUUCAAGCACUGGGUUUGACGGAUAAAAUCUCAAAUCCGCUAGCUGCGGCUAAGCUCACGUCAAUCACCGCCUUGUCGACCAUUUCAGACCUUCCAGAAGGAAUAUUUGAGUCUGCGCCGACCCUACGAACGACCAUGUUUGACCAGUGGAACUCAACCCAUACAAUGAUCCAUGUCGGCGAAGCCUCCACGGCCAGUAUUCACUUUGUGGCCGUCAUCAACCCUGCUAGCGAGUUGGGACAAAAAUGGGCUCCCAUACUCGAAGUUUUGUCACAACUUGAUGGUGUCUACAUGCGUAUUUUCUUAAAUCCCCAAGAGAAGCUCAGUGAGCUUCCAGUCAAGAGAUUCUACCGCUACGUAUUAGACUCAGCACCUUCAUUUGACGAUGCUGGAAAGGUCAUCUCUCGAGGCGCGACAUUCAAAGGGAUUCCUUCCGAAGCUCUUCUAAAUCUGGGCAUGGACGUUCCACCUGUCUGGCUAGUAGCAGCUAAGAACUCGAUUCACGAUCUUGACAAUCUCAAAUUGAGCUCGAUCAAGUCAGACGUGGACGCCGGGUACGAACUCGAGCAUAUCCUCAUCGAGGGCCACUCUCGAGAAACCUCGGGCGGUGCGCCCCGCGGUGUGCAACUAUUGCUUGGUACUGAGAGUAAUACUCACUUUGAUGACACAAUCAUCAUGGCCAAUCUGGGCUACUUCCAAUUCAAGGCCAACCCUGGUUAUUACAAUAUUUACCUCAAAGAAGGGAGAAGCUCAGAGAUAUUCGAUAUCAUCAGCGUCGGCGCAAAAGGCUACAACGCCGUUCCAGGCGAUGAGGGCACGGAAGUGGCUCUUAUGGACUUCCAAGGUACCACCCUAUACCCACGGCUAGAGAGGAAAGCUGGUAUGGAGCUAGAAGACGUUCUCGAGGAGAGUACAGCAGACUCCAGUGGGGACCUCCUAUCUCGUGGCCUUAAGUUUGCCGAGGGGAUUUUGGGCGGAUCGAAGCCAAAAUCUAAGUCUGUCUCGGCGGAGGAGCAUGCCGAUAUUAACGUCUUCUCUGUGGCAAGCGGUCAUCUUUACGAGCGCAUGCUCAACAUCAUGAUGGUUUCUGUCAUGAAGAAUACAAACCAAACGGUCAAGUUCUGGUUCAUCGAGCAGUUUCUAUCGCCUUCCUUCAAGGAGUUUAUACCGCACUUGGCGGAAGAAUACGGCUUCAAGUACGAGAUGGUCACAUAUAAAUGGCCCCACUGGCUACGACAGCAGAAAGAGAAGCAACGUGAGAUUUGGGGUUACAAGAUCCUCUUCCUCGAUGUGCUCUUUCCUCUCUCGCUCGACAAGGUCAUUUUCGUCGAUGCGGAUCAGAUCGUCAGGACGGACCUGAUGGAUCUCGUAAAUCUUGACCUAGAGGGCGCGCCUUAUGGAUUUACGCCGAUGUGCGACUCCCGAACAGAGAUGGAGGGCUUCCGGUUUUGGAAACAGGGUUAUUGGAAGAACUACCUCAAGGGAAAGCCGUACCAUAUCUCAGCCCUCUACGUGGUUGAUCUCCGCCGCUUCCGACAGCUCGCUGCCGGCGAUAGACUUAGACAACAUUACCACCAGCUAUCGGCCGAUCCGGGAUCCCUUUCCAACCUCGAUCAAGACUUACCAAAUCAUAUGCAGUUCGUGAUUCCGAUCCACAGCCUUCCGCAGGAGUGGCUUUGGUGCGAGACGUGGUGCAGCGAUGAGAGUCUAAAGGAAGCGCGCACUAUCGAUCUAUGUAACAAUCCGCAAACCAAAGAGCCGAAGCUCGACCGGGCGAGAAGGCAGGUUCCGGAGUGGACUGCAUACGACGACGAGAUCUCAGCCGUUGACCGACGGCGGAGAGGGUUAGCCGCAGAUACAAGCACAAUCGGCGAUAGUGAUGCUCAGAAGAAGUUAGUUGGGGAAGAUGACGGUGGUGUUGAGAAGAACACGAAGAGCAGACGACUUGAUGAGGAUACCGAGGCAAAGACGAAGAGAGUUAAAGAUGAAUUGUAGGUACUCGACAUGUUAUACUCGACAUGCUCGACACGAGGAGGUGCCAGGCAGGUGUAUAUAAGUAACAUAAGAAUACUUAGGUAACCUAGUAUAUAAGUAAUACUAGGUAAGUAAGUAUAAAAAGACUCGAUGAUGUGGAUAAGUUAUACCGAAUGCACGUCUGUGACAUUGACC